AUGGAGUCGUUUAUUGAAAAACUACCUUAUGAUAUCCUUUUCAUGUUCUCGAAGCUCCUCGAUAUUUCACCCCAGGCUGGGUUGAUCGCCUUCCCGUUCAACCGCUUUGCACUUGCGCGUUGUUCCAGAUAUUUAUACACCAUGUUAUGGGGACCAUAUGCAGAUGGUGGGAUUGAGAUUUAUCUGCGGAGCCAGGGCACAUUGUUCCCCUCGAGUGGUGGGACUCCGGAGCCUCGAUGGCCUGAUGGAAUCAGAGGCCAACAUGCCCGACUCAGGCAUCUCCAAAACCAGUCUCAGGUUACCCUGCCACCAUCAAAUACAGAAAAAGGACACAACUACUUUGCAGUUGAUUUGUUAGAUCAAGACAGCGAUGUUAUUAUAAUGCACUAUUUGACUCCGUCAAGGUGGGUCUUGCUAGUCCAAGAGCAGACAGGAGUAUGCUGGAUCGCUUGGGGAACCUGGAUGAUCGGAACAAACAGGUCGGAGAUAUACGAAGCGGGGGAUUGGCUACACAACUGCAAAUGUGAAACCAGGUGCCUUGUCUCGGAGCCACAAAACGGAGAUCCUUGGACUAAGUGGUCUGAAACCUUCGAUCGUACAUCGCUAAUGGAUUAUCAGAGCUGUGGGGAACUUAAGCUGUAA
Molecule: messenger RNA, 642 nt
Organism: Orbilia oligospora ATCC 24927
Lineage: Eukaryota; Fungi; Ascomycota; Orbiliomycetes; Orbiliales; Orbiliaceae
Exons: 1
Coding region: 1-642 (213 amino acids)
Source: RefSeq, a predicted model, not a curated record